This is a messenger RNA of Bactrocera dorsalis (oriental fruit fly), 1057 nucleotides long. RefSeq names its product alpha N-terminal protein methyltransferase 1. Lineage: Eukaryota; Metazoa; Arthropoda; Insecta; Diptera; Tephritidae. The record is from RefSeq and is a predicted model, not a curated record. The transcript has a single exon. Gene Ontology annotation, cellular component: cytoplasm. The coding region runs from base 125 to 838 and encodes 237 amino acids. Gene Ontology annotation, molecular function: N-terminal protein N-methyltransferase activity. Gene Ontology annotation, biological process: N-terminal protein amino acid methylation.
AUUUUGUUAGCAACUUUGACGUCUGCGUAGGUUCUGCCAAAAAAUGUGUUGUGUAGUGAGCUAGUAUUUUUAUUUUAAAUUCUUGUAAAAAUAUUCAUAUAACAUAGUUUAUAAAGGAAAACAAAUGUCUGUGCUCAAUAAGGAUACUUUGCUAGCUCCACAAGCUGACCAAAACAAUGCAACCGAAAAUGAUUUUUAUGGUAGAGCGCAAAAAUAUUGGUCCGAAGUUCCUGCUACGGUGAACGGCAUGCUCGGUGGUUUAGGAUAUCUAAAUAGAAUUGAUAUCCAAGGUUCCAGUAGUUUUUUAAGAGAUUUAAAAGACUUGGGUAAAAACAACGCUCUCGAUUGUGGCGCGGGUAUUGGGCGUAUAACAAAAAAUUUACUAAUGUCGCGUUUUAAUACAACCGAUAUUGUUGAGCAGGAUGCCAGUUUUACAGAAAAAGCACGUGAAUAUUGCACAGAGGGUAAUGAGCAUAACGGUCGCUUAGGUGAAAUAUACACUAUGGGUCUUCAAGAAUUUACACCAGCUGCGAAUAAAUAUGAUGUGAUAUGGUGUCAGUGGGUCCUGGGCCAUCUCACCGAAAGUGACCUUUUCAACUUUUUCCAUCGUAUGCGUGUUGGUCUAACAAACAAAGGUUAUUUAAUAAUUAAGGAGAAUGUUACAUCGUCCAAUAUAGUUGAAGAGGAUAAGCAAGACUCCUCAGUAACACGUCCAUUGAAAAUAUACGAAACUGCAAUAAAAAGUGCAGGAUUUCGAAUUGUAAAAACUUGGCGACAGCAGAGCUUUCCCAAAGGAUUAUACCCGGUUUACAUGUUGGCCUGCCGACCCACAGAAUAAAUAGAGUCUGUCAAUUUUAAAAUUGUGGAGAUAUAACAAUAAUUAAGUUGAACUUAAUAAAAAGCUUAAGUUUACAAACACAAACCUCAUAAAGGUCCUAAAUAAAAUUGCUAGUUAUACAACUGUAUUAUACAUAGUAAAUCAAUAAAAAAAUAAGUAUGUAUACACAAACAUUCAUAUUUAAUUUUUUGAGUUUGAAUAAAAGAAAAGGAAAAUUUA